AGCAAUAAGAGGGAACCUUAUAAUCUGAGUUUACAGAGCUAUAGUGGAAUAAUAGGGAGCCUUAUAAUUUGAGAUACUAAUUUGAGGCUAUAGAUUGCCGAAAAAUUGAAUUUGAAUUUGACAGACCGAAUCUGAAAUUUUUAACUUUACUGAAGCUUUAACAUCCUGUUUUGUGAAGCAUUUUCCUCUUGAUGUUAGAACAUGUUUUUUUUUGAAAUCAUUACGGGAAAUUCAUCUUAGAUUUUGUUUUUGCUCCUUUUGUUUGUCAAUGAUAGGUCAACACGAAGUCUGUUAUGCUGAAUGAGCAUUCUGCAAUGUUAAAUGGUUUUGUUGUUGGACUUGAUGUUAGACAAUUUUUACAUGGGAGUGGCUUUGCGAACCUCCUCAAAUUGGCAAAUCAUCAGUUUUUUCAUUGUAAACCCUUAAUUUCUGUUUUGGUUGAUGGUUACGAUACGAAAACAUUUACCUUUAGGUUAGGGGAUAGCUCUUGUGAAUGGUUUAAGGGAUAUUUUAUACAUUACUGGUUUGAGGAUAGUGGGUAAACCUGUAGUGACAAUAGAAGCACAUGGAGAAGAUAUUGCAAAAAUUCUAUUUCCUAACAUAGAAGGGGUUUAUGAAAAGAAGGGUUUUGUGUUGGAAAAGUUAAAAGAACUUGCUAUGAGUGAUCAACCUUUUGUAAUUAGAGUAAGGGCUACAAUUUUACUUUUGUUGGGAACUCUUGUUUUCCCGAACUCUAGCCCAAAACAUGUAAAAGGGUUGUAUGGAAAUUUUUUGAUAAACCUUGAUGAGAUAAAUGAUUAUGCUUGGGGAGAAGCGUGUCUUGUGGAAAUACAUCAGAGUUUGCAGGUUUGUAAAGAAACAAGUCAACAAAGAAUUGGUGGGUCGAUGUCGGCGCUGACGGUUUUUGCUCUGGAACAUUUACCCAGUUUGAAGAAUUUGUUCGAUUUACGUGAAGACCCGAAAGAAUUUCCAUUGAUUAUUGGAUGGGCUGAAAUAUUAUGGAAGACGAUGCACAAAACUCGCAGUGACAUUACAACAGAACUUAUCCAACAAUGUAUCAAUGGGUUAACUGCUUUUUCAAGAGAAAAUACAGUGAUGAAUUCCUUGAAUUUUGCUUCGAACGAUUUCAUGUUGCCAUAUGGUCAUCAAGAAAGUGGGAAAAUCUAG
Oldenlandia corymbosa var. corymbosa is the source of this 1167-nucleotide messenger RNA. Lineage: Eukaryota; Viridiplantae; Streptophyta; Magnoliopsida; Gentianales; Rubiaceae. The record is from the annotation of a GenBank genome assembly.